Messenger RNA from Dictyostelium discoideum AX4, 1062 nucleotides. RefSeq lists its product as hypothetical. The record is from RefSeq and is a predicted model, not a curated record. Bases 1 to 1062 code for a protein of 353 amino acids. The transcript is spliced from 3 exons. NCBI's taxonomy places the organism in Eukaryota, Evosea, Eumycetozoa, Dictyosteliales, Dictyosteliaceae.
AUGAAAAUUAAACUGUGUCAAAUAAAAAUGAUGAUUAUACUUUUAUUCAUUAUUUUUAUUCAAUUGGGAAAUUGCCAACUAGAAAAUAAAACAAAUGCAACAACAACAACAACAACAAGAUAUUGUAAUAAUGACGAAUCAUGCAAUGAUGAAAAUUUGUGUACAAAUGAAAUGUGUGAUCCAGUUAUUGGAUGUAUUUAUGAAAAUAUUUCAUGUGAUGAUGAUAAUGGAUGUACAAAAGAUUUUUGUGAUCCAUUGACUGGAUGCUUUCAUAAGAGGGUGGUAUGUGAUGAUAAUGAUAAAUGUACUGAUAAUAUAUGUAAUCCUGAGACUGGAACAUGCUCAUUUAGAAGAAGAAUAUGUACUGAUAAUAAUGAUUGCACAAUGGACUGGUGUAAUCAAUUGACAGGAGAAUGUGUUUAUCAACCGGUUUUAGUUUGUGAAGAUUAUAAUAGUUGUACAAUUGAUGUUUGUAAUGAAUACAAGGGUUGUCAAUUUUUUAAUAGAACUUGUGAUGAUAGAUGUGUUUGUACAAUUGAUACUUGUAAAAAUUCAACUGGUUGUAUUCACACUCCAAUAUCAUGUGACGACAAUAAUGAUUGUACCAUUGAUAAUUGUGAUUGUAAACUUGGCUGUAUUCAUAAAGAAUUGCCCGUUGAUGAUUUUAAUAAUUGUACAUUUGACCAAUGUUCCCAUGAAGAAGGUAUAACUCACACUCCAAUUUCCUGUGAUGAUAACAAUGAUUGUACAACUGAUAGUUGUGAUAUUUCAAUUGGUUGUAUACAUGAUCAAAUUCCUGAUUGUACUAUUAAUACCUCAUCUAAUAAUUCUCAAAAUAAUCCAAAAGAUUGUAUUGGUGAAAAUUGUAUAAAUAUUCCAUUUUGUUCAAUCAAAGAUAAAAAGUGUUUAGAAUUGGUUGAAGAAAUAAAAAAAAAUCAAACUUCUCAAUUCCCUCCAACUUUUUCUUCCUCUUCAUCUCAUUCUCAGAUUUCAAAAAAUAAAGAAAUUAUAAUAAUAUCAACAUUAUUUUUAGGUACUUUAACAUUAAUCUCUAAAUUUUAA